This is a messenger RNA of Closterium sp. Naga37s-1, 537 nucleotides long. NCBI's taxonomy places the organism in Eukaryota, Viridiplantae, Streptophyta, Zygnematophyceae, Desmidiales, Closteriaceae. The record is from the annotation of a GenBank genome assembly.
AUGGUUGACUCCAUAUGUAAUAUGUCAGUAGUCGCUGAGCACCGUCGUGGUGCCCUUGGGGGGGCCUCCGCGGUCCCCUCCCGUCGAAGCGCCCGUCGAGGCGCUCUCGGGGACCCGCGCGGCCUCCCCUCCCGUCGCCCGUCGAGGCGACCUCGGGGACCCGCGCGGCCUCCCCUCCCGUCGCCCGUCGAGGCGACCUUGGGGGCCCGCGCGGCCUCCCCACCAGUCGCCCGUCGUGGCGACCACGGGGGCCGCGCGCGGUCCCCUCCCGUCGCCCGUCGAGGCGACUUCGGGGGCCGUGCGCGGCCCUCCCCGUCGCCCGUCGAGGCGACUUCGGGGGGCCCGCGCGGCGCCCUCCCCGUCGCCCGUCGAGGCGACUUCGGGGGGCACGCGCGGCACCCUCCCCGUCGCCCGUCGAGGCGGCUCUGGGGGCUCGUCGCGGCGCCCUCCCUGGUGCCCGUCGCGGCGCCCCGGGGGGGGGGCCGCGCGGCUCCCUUCUCGUCGCCCCUCGGGGCGCCCUGGGGGCCCUGCCGCUGA